This is a messenger RNA of Calliphora vicina (urban bluebottle blowfly), 1902 nucleotides long. It is a transcript of the gene Spt-I, whose product is annotated as serine palmitoyltransferase subunit I. The coding region runs from base 385 to 1791 and encodes 468 amino acids. Lineage: Eukaryota; Metazoa; Arthropoda; Insecta; Diptera; Calliphoridae. Gene Ontology annotation, cellular component: endoplasmic reticulum. The record is from RefSeq and is a predicted model, not a curated record. Gene Ontology annotation, molecular function: serine C-palmitoyltransferase activity; pyridoxal phosphate binding. The transcript is spliced from 6 exons. Gene Ontology annotation, biological process: sphingosine biosynthetic process; ceramide biosynthetic process.
GUAAACAGCACACCCUAUCAGUAAUUACCAUUCAAACAUAACUUGGUGUUAGCAAAAACUUAUCUUUCAACAGCACGCAUAAAAAAUAUACAGAACAGUAGUUGUUUUUAUUAAAAAUUUCUAAAUGAAAAAUUAGUCAUUCCAUUUUCAUUAGCUCAUGGUCAUUCAUAUAAGAGGAAAAAAGAAGAAGUAAAGGAUUGGAAUAUCUUUGAACAUGUUAUGUCGUCAUUGUAGUAAAUUAAUUAAUUAAUAACUUGCACGAGUUUAACAGUGACGUUUUAUCGCUUUUAUAUUAUUGGUGGAGCUUCAAUUGUGCAAUUUGUGACAACACCGUAGACAUUUUUCAAUCAAAGUACAUAAUAUAAUCUAAGAAACACGGCAGAAAUGGUGGCCAUUCCAUAUUUAUUUGAUGAAAUUCAAAGAAUUUUUACAAACACUCCUUUGUAUGCCAUAGUUUUGGAAGCUUUUCUUCUAUUAUCUGUAAUUUGGCUCUUACUUUACAAACGCAACGGGCGCAAACGCUAUAGCAAAGAGGAGGAAGAGGAAAUAAUAGCCAGCUAUGAGCCAGAACCUUUAGUGGCAAAUACUGAUCCUAAUCACCCAUUGUUACGUACCCAUGUAGUGCAAUCGAAAGUAGGUAAACGUGUGGUGGUCGAUGGUAAUGAUUGCCUCAACUUAGCAACUCACAACUAUUUGGGUUUGCUAGAGGAUGAACAAAUUUUAGAUGAUGCCUGUAAAAGUCUUCGAAAAUAUGGUGUCGGUUCCUGUGGUCCCAGGGGUUUUUAUGGUACCAUGGAUGUUCAUUUGGAAUUGGAAGAACGCGUGGCUAAAUUCAUGGAAAUGGAAGAAGCUGUUGUUUAUUCAUAUGGAUUUUCGACCGUCGCUAGUGCCAUUCCAGCAUACUCCAAACGAGGAGAUAUAAUUUUUGUCGAUGAAGCUUGUAAUUUUGCAAUACAAAAAGGACUUGACGCAUCACGUAGUACAAUCUAUUAUUUUAAACAUAAUAAUAUGAACGAUUUGGAACGUUUAUUAGAUGAACAGGCUUCAAGAGAUUUAAAGAAUCCCAAAAAGUCAUCAAAAACUCGUCGAUUUUUAGUAGUUGAGGGUAUUUAUAUAAAUACCGGAGAAAUUUGUCCUUUGCCCGAAUUGGUUGCGCUUAGAGCCAAAUACAAACUUCGAUUGUUCCUUGAUGAAAGUGUUUCAUUUGGAGUUUUAGGUAAAAAUGGUCGUGGUCUUACUGAACAUUUCAAUGUCAAUCGUGGUGAUGUUGAUUUGAUAUGUGCAGGCAUGGAAUGGGCUGUAGCUUCUAUUGGAGGGUUUUGUGUUGGUUCCCAUUUUAUAGUAGAGCAUCAACGUCUUUCUGGUCUUGGUUAUUGUUUUUCCGCCUCAUUACCUCCAAUGUUGUGUCAGGCAGCAAUUUCUGCUUUGAAUCGAUUUGAGAAAGAACCACAGAUAUUUGAAGAGUUACAAAAGAAUUCUAAACUGUUGCACAAUAUAUUUUCACAGCUUUCUAAACUUCAACUUAAAGGCAACGAAUUGUCUCCGGUUAAACAUCUGUACAUUGCAACGCCCUUGGACGAUGCCAUCGAAGAAGAUAAAGCUCUAACUGCUAUUUCGGAAAAGUGUAUUUCUCAAGGAAUUGCUGUUGUUCAAGCUUGCUAUCUUCAUAACAUGGAGAAACAUCCUAUACGCCAUAGCCUGCGUAUAACUACAAACCGUCUUUUGUCUAAACGAGAGAUUGAAGAUGCCUUCAAUACUAUUGAAGAAGUUUCCAAAAAAAUAUUGCCAUAAAUUGUUUGAUAUGUAUGAUUGGCAUAAAUAUUUACAAACAUAGUACAUACAUAUGUAUGUACGUCGUACAUGCUUAUUUCAGUAUAUUAAAUUAAGACAACAAAUGUAUAA